AUGGAGCAGGACAACCUCCGGAUACCCCCUUUGGCGCUGCCUGCCGCACAGCAAACACCAGCACCAGCACCAGCAGGCAGUCCCGAUGAAAGCACCGAGAUGCACACGGCUUCUCCCGCUUCACCAGCUUCAUCCUCGCUGCAGCCCUCGCCUCUGCUGCCUCCCAACAGGGCCUAUCCCUCGCUCAAUAACAACCUCUACAUCCCACACCACGCCAGCAUACCGGACCCGUCGCUCUUCUCCCCGUCCAGCCCGCUCCAGCAGCACCCCGAGGACAGGAGUUACGACGCCGAGAAACGCAGCCGACGACACCAUAAGCACCAGAAGUCACGGCAUGAACGCGACGAGAAAUAUCUGAGGAACCCGAGCUUCCCCAUACCUGAGCAGGUCGCGGAGAUGCCCUUCCACCUGGGCAAGAAGAGAGCUCGCGCCGCUGCGGCCGAGGCGGAGGAGAGGGCAAAGGCGCAGGAGAAGCGGGAGCUUGACGAGAAAGCUCGUCGCGAUAGAGAGGCCAAGGAGAACAGGGAGGAGCUUGCGAGACGGUUCCCGUUUACCAGGACGAGAGAAGCGGUCACUCAGGCUCGUGUUGACGAGCUGCAUACGAAGAGACUCGAGGCUGAAGCAGAACUCUUCGACGAAAUUACCGAAAAGUCAGGCUCAUUCUCCAAACGAAUCGAAGACACUUGCGGCAAUCUGGUCAACGAUGCCAGUGUAAUCCGCGGCACUAUUUACAGUCUCCAACGGCUCAGUAACACCGCUUUGGCGCAGCACAGAGAAUUCCUAUACCGCACGACGGGUGUGAUGCGCAAUGCGGAAAGACAUGUACACAAUAUCAACAAAUUCGAGCGCCAGCUGCAGAGCAUUGCGUUGUUGGAGGCCCGUUUGAAGGCUACCGAGGAAGCAUCGAAGAAGCUGGACGCCAGACUCGACGUUACGCGGCAGAGAAUCCAUGCCUGGGACCGUGAAGAAGACAAGUGGCAGGCGAAAAUCAAUAGGCGUUUGAGGAUUCUUGGUGCCGCGAUUGUUUUCUUAUUUGUUGCUUGGGUCGGCAUGAAAGUCAUGGGUAAAAUGUACCCUGACUACUCCAUCUUUGGCUCCAAGGCGAACACCACCUUGCAUGGGAACUCCUCUGAAUGCUGUGUGGAGACCCUUGACAAUGCAAAGAAUGCCAUGACUACAGGCACUGCCAUUGGCGUUGCAACAGGCACUCCGACCGGCACUCCAACCACUGGCCGUGCAAGGAGCGCCUAUAAAACUCCUCUCGACUUGGACGCCUUAGAGGAGCCAUUGCAGCGGAUAAUUGAUGAACUCUAA
Trichophyton verrucosum HKI 0517 is the source of this 1314-nucleotide messenger RNA. RefSeq lists its product as uncharacterized. NCBI's taxonomy places the organism in Eukaryota, Fungi, Ascomycota, Eurotiomycetes, Onygenales, Arthrodermataceae. The record is from RefSeq and is a predicted model, not a curated record. The transcript is spliced from 2 exons. Bases 1 to 1314 code for a protein of 437 amino acids.